Molecule: messenger RNA, 1075 nt
Organism: Laetiporus sulphureus 93-53
Lineage: Eukaryota; Fungi; Basidiomycota; Agaricomycetes; Polyporales; Laetiporaceae
Exons: 2
Coding region: 255-1031 (258 amino acids)
Source: RefSeq, a predicted model, not a curated record
CGGUAUCUGAUUCAAUGACACGGUGUCGGUCCCUCGUCGACGUCCGUGCGUGCCUUAUGGAAGCGUCAUUUAGCGUUCACCUGUCAAAUGUUACAGCCACCUUUCGCCGUAUGCUCCCGGUCCCUCUAGGUACCCGGGUAUAAAAUCCGCCUCUCAACUCCACGCUCAUUCAUACAAAUCCUAGUCAAGUCUCCCUCGGUUAACAUCACUCGCACACUCCGUACGAAGUUUCUUAACCGCAGCAACUGAUUGCAAUGGACGGCUUUGGCGGUGGCAACGACAGCAACUACGGUGGCUCGGGUGUGGGUGGAAACACGGGCAAUGACAACAACUACGGCGGAAGAGGAACGGGUGGCGGCGUGGGCAACGACAGCGGCUACGGCGGUGGUGGUAUCGGCGGAGGGAACGAUGGCAACUACGGUGGUGGCAGGGGAGGAGGGAACGACAGCGGCUACGGCGGCGGUGGUAUAGGCGGAGGGAACGAUGACAGCUAUGGCAGUAGCAGGGGUGGAGGAAAUGAUAGCAACUACGGCGGAAACGUGGGUGGCGGCAAUGACAGCAACUAUGGUGGCAGCGGUACGGGCGGCAGCGGUGACAGCAGCUACGCUGGCGGUAGAGAGGGCGGGGGACGUGGUGGCAACUACGGUAGUGGCGGCAGCGGCGUGGGAGGUGGGAAUGAUAGUUUCGGUGGCGCAAAUGACGGCGGAUACGGAGGAGGAAACGGCGGCGGAAACGGCGGCGGAUAUGGUGGAGGAAACGGUGGAGGAACCGGCGGCGGAUACGGUGGAGGAAACGGUGGAGGAAACGGCGGAGGAAACGACAGCAGCUAUGGCGGCGGUAACUCCAAUUCGAGCUCUGGCGGCGGCCUUCCCGGCUCCGGCUCGUCGAACAACAGCUCGAGCGGAGGGGGGAAUAGCUUCAUCGAACGGGGCAUCGAAAGCGUCGCGUCAAAGGCCGGGUAUAACCUUAGCUCUACUCAAGCAGACGAGGCUGGAUCCGUGCUGCAGAAUGCUGCGCGGAAGUUCCUGUGAAGUCGGUCAGCCUCCCUAUAUGAAACGUGUUGGAUGGUGUGCGU